Messenger RNA from Rubroshorea leprosula, 1225 nucleotides. The record is from the annotation of a GenBank genome assembly. NCBI's taxonomy places the organism in Eukaryota, Viridiplantae, Streptophyta, Magnoliopsida, Malvales, Dipterocarpaceae.
AGUGGACCAUAAAGCCCAAUUAUUUUAACCAUAAACAGAACCGUUAGCAGAGUGUCUCUCUGAAGACAGAAGAAGACCAACACAACAAUGUCGGCUCUGCAUCGAGCAAUUCAGAGGAUACACACCAUCGCCGAUGCUCCACGCCUCACAAGAUUCUAUCUUAACCCACCCAAGACUGUAGAGGUAGAAUUUGCCAAUGGUAGCAAGUUUAAUUUGUCAGCUGAAUUUUUGAGAGUUUAUAGCCCUGCUGCAGAUGGCAAGAUUCGUUCAGUUGGAGGUGAGAAGGUAAUUAUCAUGACUGUUUUUUUCUUCUUUUUGAUGAGCACUAUUCCAGAAUGUUGUUUUCUUUUUGGCGCUAUUUCUUUCCAUAUUGCACUGACCUUUCUUCUUCUUCUAUCCUUCUUGAGAUAUACUGACUCAUUUUUAAAUGACCAAUUGAAAUAAUGUCAGACUAUAUUUUCAUGCAUUUGUACUUCAUGUUCCAUGAAUUGGUCCUUUAUUUUUGAUUGCUUAAUCAGGUGAUAUUUGGCAGACGCCACGUGGGGAUAAUGUCUGCAGAACCAGUGGGGAAUUAUGGGGUAAGGUAGCUUCAACCUUGGAAUUUAAGCUCUGCAUUUGACCUUCUUAAAUCCAUUCAUAAAGCUACAUAAUUAUACAAUACAUUUGCUGUUUAUUUCAUCACGCUCUCUCUUUGGGUGGAUUCUUCAGGCUAGCUUUUGAUGACUUGCAUAAAACUGGGAUCUAUUCUUGGGACUAUUUUUAUCAUCUGGGGACCAACAAGUUCACGCUCAUGCGGAACUAUAUCAAAACACUGAAGAAGCAUGGACUCAGCCGGGAUCCAACUAAAAGAAAAUGAGUCUAACUUUGUUCUGAUUAUCCCGAUAUGUUCUUCCAUGGCACAGACUUACGCAGCGAGCCUUGUGUCUUUAAAGGAUGACUCAAGUACUGUUUCUGUUUAUGGGGCAUCAAGGUAGUUUAGUUGCAAUCGCAAGUCAUCUGUUCACCACUGAAAUUCUGAGGGAGUAUAAUAUAGGACAAGAAUGCAAUGCAAUUUGUUCUCCAAGUUUUUUUCUUUUUCUUUCUUUUUUGGGGUGGAGGGGGGUAGUACAAUUCAUUUUCUUAAUUAUGUGCCGAAUUUUUUUUUUUAUCUUGAUUAUAUAAUAUGAGAUAAUCAUUUCUCAUUUUGUAUUUCACUACAUUUGCAUGUAAUGCAAUUUAAAUUCAG